CAGUCUUCACGAGUCUUCAAAAAAUGCGCUGAGGCGCUCCGAGUCCAUCACCAACACCGACACCGACAGCACGCCCACCCACCCUCGAUCUCUCCUCCCACCCGACGACAAUCAUGGCCGAACUACGCAAAUUCGAAUCCCUCUACGCCCUCCACACCGAGCUCCAGGCUAUCAGCCAACAGCGCUAUGAAGAGCUCCAGACCGUCGAGCAGCUGCUCGAGCAGCACGCUGAUUCCUUCAGCAAGUUCCUAGACAAGCCGGCCCGGAACGCGACCAACAGGACGGCCCUGCAGAGCGGCAAGAUCAAGGUUCAGGACGAAGAAUAUGCCGUCACCCAGGACUUCAUCAACGACGCCCUUAAGCUUGCCGAUGAGCUCGAUCUCGACGAAAUCGAGGCCGCCCGUGUCCUCCUUGAUGCCGAUGCCGAGGGCGACCAGGCCAGCUUCGACCGUCCCUUGUGGGUGUGCGGCCUCCUCCGCUUCCAAAACGAGCGGAGUUACCUGCUCGACUGUAUGCGCCUUUGCAUCCAGAUAGCAAACGACGAGGAUAUCGACCCCUCCGUGCAAGAAGGCUUUGGCCAGGUUGUCGAUGAGAGGAUCUUUGGCAUUCCCGCACAGGGUAGCAAGCCCCAGGCCGGUGCCCAGAAAUUCGUGCCCAAGUGCGUGGCCGGAUUCCAAACCAUCAGGUCGACUAUGCAAAAUAUCGGGGAGAAGGUGGCAGCUCAAAAUGUCCUGUUUCAGCCCAACGUCUCCAAGCGAAUGGACCAACAAGAACCAUCCGAGAUCAUGCGCCUCAAGCUAAUAGAGCAGCACGAAACCCUUUCCCUCAUACUGUGUGCUGCCGUCGAGAAGAAACAAGCCGAGUCCAAAGAUUUCAAGGAGUUUAUCCAGUUUCUGAGGAAAGUAGACAAAUACGAUCACCUACUAGUACAUCUCAUCCCGGUACUUGGUGCCUAUAUCGCAACCUUUGGUUCCAAUGUGGGUGGUGGAGACGUUGAGCCGGUGCGACAACUGAACGAGUUCAUCUGUGGAAGGACGGCCGAGGAUGUCUGGGCGAUACCGAGUCUCGGCGCUGCGGUGCGCGCAUGGUGGAUCGCCGAGUAUAGCGGCUGGUAUCACGACGAUUACGCCGGCUACGAAGCGCGGGGCAUCAACCUUGACAAGGAGGACGAGGAGAGGACAAAACAGUUCAUGGAUGCCCUAAAAGACGGCGCCUUCGACUUCCUUCUCGCCGUUGCCGCCGAUUGCCAUGCGCAUAACCAGGACUGGCAGGACCCUACACGCUGGGGAAUGCGUCAAUGGUUGCAGCGUAAGGCUCUGCCUCUGGCAUCUGAAGCCCUGCCAUUCGCGCCCCAUUUUCACACCAGUUUGAUGACGCACCUCGAGGUCCUCAUCGAUGCUGCUAUUUCUAAUAUCCCAGACGUUCUGCGUAAGUUGAGGACAGAGGAGGACGAGCAGCGCCAGUUGAGCCAAACACAUGAGCAGGACCUUGAUCUGGAACGGUUCCUCAUGAUCAUUGCCUACGCCUACGAUGGCCGACCGGACGCAGCCAUGACCUUCUGGGAAGAUGCCGACAGCAACCUCUCCGGCUUUUUGAAUUGGGCGUCCAGGAGAGCUUCCACCCCUCUGGUCAGCGCAUUCUGCGAGAUGCUCCAAGCUCUUUCCUGUAAUGAAGAAUGCGCAACGGCCGCCCACAACUUCUUGCUCGACGAAACCACUCACUCGGGGGGCAAGUUGAAACGCUCAGCCUCCUUGACCUGGAACCAAAUCUUCAAGGAACUCAAGUUCUUCAUGGAGAAGCUCCAGACCAAGCCACUUCCAGCACAGUCUCAACUUGUCCGCCACCAUGCGAAGCCCAGCAGCGAUCAGGCCGAGACUGAACCUGAAUCCGCCAUGAUGCUGGAGUGCUAUCUGCGCCUCAUUGCCAAACUCGGCUAUGAGAGCCCAGUCGCCAGAAAUCUUCUGCUUCUCGACACAAGCGUUGAGCUGCCCGAAACUCUGAUCAGGCUGGCCAGUGCCCAGAUACCCGGCCGUCUCCGGGCUUGCGUUUUCAAUGCUUUCCGAGCCCUUAUGCAUGGCAAGACCCAUCAGGAGUCGGAAAUCAUGUGGGACUUUAUCGACCUUUGGCUAGUAGGCGGUUGGGGUCCCAAGGCGGACACACAACGAACCGUGGCAAUGUUGCAGCCCAGUCCUCAGGCCGUGAUGGAUGCUAUUUUGGAUGACAUCAGUGAUGGAUUUGAGCAGCCCGUUGCGUUUAUCCAGCUACUUAAUUCCCUCAUCCAGCCAUCGGUUGAUGAUGGAGAGCUUUGCGACAGGCUGCCUUUCAAGGAAGCGCUUGGCACCAGUAACCGACUGUCCGGCGUUGAUGUCUAUGUUGACUACGUAUUUGGUCUCGUGUUGACCAAGAAGGCUAGGGAUAUCACCGACCCUAUGCAGUUGAGGAUCCUGCAGCUCAGCUGCCUGGAGUUUGCGCUGGCUUCUCUGGCAUCGUUCAACGAGGACCUGAUUGUCUUGGGCAAUGAGAGCAACGUGAAUGUUGAUCUCGCCAUGUCUACUUCCAGCCUGGAAGCCUACGUGCGGUUGCACCCAUUCGCCCGGGUUAUGGAGUGGAUGUUCAAUGAAAAGGUUGUGAACAUUCUUGUCGACAUCAUCAACAGGGAUGCGGAUGUCCUUGGACAGUCAUCCCACGAUUCCCCCGUUGUUAUGGGUGUCUUGCGAGCCGUCCAGGUCAUGAUCAAGGUCAUUGAGCUACAGGACACUUAUCUCGAUCUCGUCCGCCCACUUAUCAAGAAGCAGUUUGGACAGCGAAGCCGCUCUGUCGCAAGCGGGGCUUAUUCCGCUUUUGAGGAUGGCAUCAUGAACCACCUGUCUCUCGUGGAGGAUCUCGGUCGGUUCACCAACCUUGGAAACCCCGAUCUCACCUGGGCUUCCCUUAAGCUCUUGGAGAAGAUCUCGACAUCCUCCAACAUCAUCUCAGCCUGGGAACCCGAUGGUCGUCACGCGCAUCGCAACAAGGCCAUUGUCCAGCUCGAGAGGGGCGGUGCAGGUGUAUCGAUCGCCGCAUCUUUGGCCAACACCAUCGCCGAGACGCUCGAUCCUGUUCAGGAGGCCGAAUCGCCAGGUUACCAGACCAAGAUUUUCAUUUUGGAUUUUCUUUACAAAUGUCUCAAAGCCAACCCGGACAAGCCCACUAUUGCUCAUUUGCUCCUUGGCUUCCGCUGCGAGAUCAAUGGACUUGCCAUCGAACCCAAUGGCGCCUUUGACAUUCAGCGCUCACUCUUCCAUAGCCUUUUGAACGCGUUCAUUGGCCUGUCAGUUUACCAAGAGGAGUUGGGCAUGCGCGGUUAUCUAAUAACUCUGAAGCGGAAGAUCCUGCGCAUCUUCCAGAUCCUCUGGAGUUCACCCCUUUCUUCCAAGUUGGUCAUGGAAGAGUUGCGAGCUACCAACUUCCUCUUCCACACUCUACUCCAAGAACCACAAGUCCAGCCACACCUCAGGUGGGACGGUGCAGAAGCGGUCUCUCCCGAGUUCCUGGUCACCGACGCAUCGCAUUCUUAUAUCGAGUUCCUUGCGACGCGUGCCAUGGCCUUUGAAUACAUUGCCAAGGAGCUUUGCAGUGUUUCCCAGAAACGGAUACCCACUGUCAAGCGUCAAAUCUUUGAUGCUCUGAACGGACAGAUCCGGGUCGAUGACGACGAGCCCAUCAACAUUGCUAAUAUCUUUGACUUUUUUGACUUUCUCAACAUCGACUUUGUGAACAUUCCCGCCCCAGAAUUCGAUAUCUACAGGGACAUCGACCUCACCCCAUGUGUCGAGGAGGACGCGAUGACGGGCUCGCAGUUCAAUGUCCACAAGGUUCACCAGUUGGCUUUGCUCAAGCGCGCCGAGAGACUCAACCGGGACAACCCGGAGAAGAAGGAUACCCAGGCCCUGAUCACACAAGAUGAGCUGGCAGCUUGGGACCGCGAGCAGAGCCUCUUGCUCGAAUACGUCAUCUACCGCAACCGCCAGAAGCAGUUCAGCGCCCACCGGCUCAAGGUGCUCCGGGCGUGGACCAACAUCCUUCUGGUCAUGUUCGAGGCCAACGACUUCAAGGGCACGGCCAAGAUGGCUUUCCUCCUGCAAGCGUUGCAAGCCACUCUGCCCAGCCUCGAAGCCUUCAGCACGCUCAGCCCCGCCGAGGCCUUUGAGCUCGCUCGCGUGGCCAAGGUGCUGCUCUUCAAGCUCGACCUCUCGGACAAGGGCGACGAUGUCACGGACAAGGACAUCGGCAACCUCAUCAGCGACAAGCUCUUCCAGCUGUUCCAAGUCUGCCUCACCUCCAUCGCCAGCUGGGUCGGCAGUGCCGAUUUACGCGCCCUCUACUACUCCAUCUGCUACCGCUAUCUCACCUCGGUAGUCGACAAGACCACGGACCACACCGGCACCACCACCAGCAACACCCUGGCCACCGCCCGCUCCCGCGCCAUCAAGACCAUCCAAGCCUACGGCGACCGUCUCCUCAACGUCAUCUGCGACGACGCCUACGGCUCCGACUCGACGUGCCAAACCGCCGCCAUGAUUCUUUUGGGAGCCCUUGUCCACCUCGACCACACCACCACGGCCUCUGGUCUCCAGCACACCAACAACCUCGACGGCUCCUUCGUCGUCAACGCCCUCAACCGUCUCAACUUCAUCGGCGUCCUCGUCGACUCUCUCAAGACCAUUCUGCAAGAUUGGUCCGCCGCCACCACCUCUUCCUCUUCCCAACCGUCCCAACCAUCUCCUUCGGUUCCCUCCCACCAACAACAACUAGCUCUCACACAACAAACCGCCUCGGCCACAGACAGCCAGUACCUCCUCUCCAAACUCUCUCUCCUCCUCGCCCUCUGCCGCUCCAAGCUCGGCUCCAAAUUCGUUCUUCAGUCGAACCUCUUCCGCGCUCUAGAAGUGUCGGGUGCCUUCUCCACCGACCCCGAACUUCUCGUAGCUUCUUCCUCGGGUUCCACGGGCUCCACGACUGAUGUCCGCGCUUUGGAAAGGCACUAUACACUUUUGGUGUAUCUAGCCAGAAUCGUCUCGGCGGCUGUAAUGGCCGGCAAGAAGCGCGGGAGCCAUAAUGCGCUGCAGGGACGUAAGUUUUUGCAAGGGGCUAGGGGGUUGGUGGUUCAGGUUUUGAAGAGGAGUGUUGGGAUUGGUGGUGGUGGUUCGGGGAACCUUGGUGUUUCCAUGAGGGCGGUAAAUGGAAGUGCGUACGGCAGCACUGCUGUUGAUGGUGGGAUAAGCCGGGUACAGCUGGAGUUGGAAGAACGGGUGGAUGAGCUGGCGGAGGCGUUUAUGUUGCUGAUUGACGCUACGGGGUUUUUGGAGUUCGAGGAAGAGCAAAUGCCUGCUGAGAAGCCGAAGGGUGGUUUACUCUUUCAUUAGAGGGUCAUCAACCACUCAACGAGCUAACAGUUAUGGGCUUGCAUGAGAGACUGGAGGUAAUUGAGAGAGAAAGAAAGUAUGCUGAGAGAAGGGUGGUGUGAGUGAGAGAAGAAGAAGAGGUCGAAGAGGAGGCAGAAGAAGAAGAGAAAGGAGAGAAAAGAGAUGGCCUCAUAGCAUCGAGGGAAAGGAAGGGAAGGGAUGGGAGUUUUGUGUACUGGUACACUGUUGGUGUCUUUUCAGGUUUACAUCAUUUGACAGUAAGAAAUUGUUUUUCGGUUUUCCAUUAUCGAGUUUCAAUUUGGCAAGCAUUUCGGCGUUGAGUCUAAAUUGGAUGUGAAGUUGGUGAAGAGCGGCGAAGAUCGAGCUGUGAUGUUGGAAGUUAGAUUGCUGUUAGCGUUGAAGGCUUGAUAGAGCCGAGAUGCUUAACGCGAACUUGCGCGCCGUUAACA
This is a messenger RNA of Neurospora tetraspora, 5854 nucleotides long. RefSeq names its product nucleoporin Nup186/Nup192/Nup205. NCBI's taxonomy places the organism in Eukaryota, Fungi, Ascomycota, Sordariomycetes, Sordariales, Sordariaceae. The record is from RefSeq and is a predicted model, not a curated record. Gene Ontology annotation, biological process: nuclear pore organization. Gene Ontology annotation, cellular component: nuclear pore inner ring; nuclear pore. The transcript has 3 exons. Bases 114 to 5405 code for a protein of 1763 amino acids. Gene Ontology annotation, molecular function: structural constituent of nuclear pore.